AGUCAUGUAGUCUUCUAUUUCAUACCCUUCCAUUCGGAAUGUGUAUAUAUAUUAUCUUUUAUAUCACUUAAUGACAUAUCUUAAUUGAAAUCGCACUUUGUUUUAAAGUAACAAAUUUAGCAAUAACUUGUCUAUAUCAACUUCUAAUAUGGACAACCAUUUGGUUACUUUUCCUUAUAUUACUCACUCAUCAUGUAUUUAUCAUUACCUUGGGAUUCAUUUCAGCAGUUUCCUACUUCAUGGUAGAACAAUGAUUGCAAAAUCAUCUAUAACAAUGAAAAGCAACUUUAGGUGCACGUGAAAUGAACCUAAUCAUGAAUAUCGGUGUACUCUACGAGGUAAUAAAUUCUUCGGAUACCCGGUACGUUGAAAUACAAUAAUUUAGUAGAUGCCUAUUUCGCGUUUAUUAACUUCAACUAUACUGUUUAAUUUCAUUCGCUAAGUUAGAAUGUCUUCCUACUCAAGUGAAUCCUUCUCCAGCUUGAACAUACACGCAUCACUUAUUGAUGUUUUGUCAAAGUUAGGCAUCACAACUUCUUCAUCCGCACAAUCAAAGUUUAUAAGAGCUGCAGGCAAUUCACAAGGAGUAAUACUCCAAUCUAAAUCCGGAACUGGUAAGACGGUUUCCUUUUGCAUCUUCGCAUUGAAUAAAAUAAUCUCAUCUACUAAUUCUGAUCUUUACGAUAACAGAGAUUUUCUCCCUUUUUGUUCAAGAUUUCCUUCGGAUAAUUGUUACAUAUAUUGUGGAGAAGUGGUUAUCUUGGUACCUACCAGAGAACUAGCCUUGCAGAUAUAUCAUUUUCUUACCUUGUUAUCAACUCCACUUAAAUCUAUAAAAAUUAGUUUGAAUACAGGUGGAAUAGAUCUUUUAGGUGAUAUAAAGAACAUCAAAGAUCUUCAACCUAACGUAAUCAUUGCAACACCCGGGAGAUUAAAGACCAUACUUAAGCAGUACAAAUUGAAUAAUGGAUACUACAAGCAUUCAUACGUCAAGGAAAAACCCAUAUUUAAAAUCCACACGUUUGUAUUGGAUGAAGCAGACUUACUCCUGGAUGACCAUUUCUUUAUUCAGACCAAACAAAUUUGCGACAAGUUGAUAAAUCCAUUUGUACAAGUUAUUGCGGUGUCAGCUACUUUCAUCAAACCACAAUUAAACAUACUCGAGAAUAUGGUAUUUAGUAUUGAUGAUAAGUUUAAAAGUACCUUUAUUAAUAUGGCUCCAACUUUGGAUACAGUAUUUUCUUUAUUGUCUUCCAUGGCACCUGGUUUUGAAUAUUCGUAUAGAUUGCUAUCUAGAUCCAUUUCAUCGUUUGAUGAUUUAAUUUAUUGGAUUUCUAAGUAUGAACGUAAGUUUUCGAGGAUAAUAGUAUCAGCAAGUCAUGUGAACAGAAUAAAUCUUUCACUUAGUUCACAAUCAAUGUUUGAAAACGUCCCUACUAGUAACAUGUGUUACAUUGAUAACGACAUAUGUGAACUAUCAGAUAUAGUAAAACAUACAAAACAUAUUGAGAAUGAGGAUAUUAGAACGCCUGUGCUGCAAGGAGUCACAUUUUACUUGGCGAAAAUACUUGACGCACCAACUAUUGUAAUGCAAGUUGGAUUGAAAUUAAAAUGUAUAUUAUCUAUACUAUCGUAUGUACCAUACAAAAAAUGUAUAAUAUUCUGUAACCAAAGCCAUUCUAGAAUUCAAAGCUAUAGGAUGUUGCAAGCAUUUGGAUUCCAGUGUUAUGUAAGUAGUUCUAGGUUAUCGCAUAAGGAACGAAUGACUAUGUUGAACGAUGUUUUUCACAUGGAUAAGGUUGUUAUAAUAUGUACCGAUAUUAUGUGUCGAGGCAUUUGUUUUUCUGGUGUUGAUUUAGUUAUAAAUAUGGAUAUGGCAAUGUCAAAAGAGGUGUUUUUGCAUAGAUCGGGUAGGGUUGGUCGGUUUGGUGCCAAGGGUCUUUGUAUGCUUUUAAAGGAUAGCGGAUACAAGCUGGAGUUUGUAGACAAUGACGGUGUUUGGACAUUUGAUCCAGUUAUAUAUGAAUAUUCUCCUUUGAUACGGUUGAUCUAUAAAACUGGUACAAAUUUUAUUGAAACUUUUACAGAUUCAUUGCUUGAUUGCAACAGUUUUUUUAGCGAACAUCAACUUAUUGGUGCUAUAUUACCGAGCGGUCGUAUAGAUUUAACUGUGGAAAACUCACUGUUAUGUCUUUGCUUUGAGGUGAAUUAUUUCGGGUAUGCAGAAAUUUCUAUAAGGCAUCUUUACACGGGAGAUAAUCCAUAUGAUUCUGUGAUACUUAAAAUUUCAGGAAAAAGAGAUGUUUAUCCAAAACUCAAAAUUUACAUGCCUACCUAUUGUUCCCGGAUGUUGGAUUGUACAGAUUUUACACUGCUUUCCAACACAAAAUUACACAUCAUCAUUUCUGAUUCACAUUUUGCGGAUGGAUUAAAAAUUAAUGGCGCGUUGAUUACUCUGUUCCCCGAUGUUGGCUUAUUUAGAACUCUUGUAUGCUUAUACUUGAAUAAAUAUCUCGAUUUAAAAUUUAUUGAUAGUGAUGAUGUAUACUCACAAAGACAGACUCAUGAACGAACGCAGUCGGAUUUUCUUAAAUAUUCACAAUGUGUGGGAACAUGUGAAUAUUCGACCGAUCACAUACCGAAAAAUAUGUUGGAUAACGCUAUCUUUAUGCUAAAAUAUUACUCAAAUAUCGCAGAAUUUGACUUUAAUAUGUCAAAUUACAUCAGAUUAUACGAAUUGUAUACAAAUAAUAUUGCACUCAACAAUCUAAGUUUGCUGAACAGAUUUCACGUGCGCAAUUCACCACUGCCUUUUCUCCAUGAACAUUAUACGAAAUGGAAAUCUAUAAAUAAAAAUUUUGAAUUAUAA
Molecule: messenger RNA, 2869 nt
Organism: Theileria equi strain WA
Lineage: Eukaryota; Apicomplexa; Aconoidasida; Piroplasmida; Theileriidae
Product: DEAD box ATP-dependent RNA helicase family member protein
Exons: 3
Coding region: 449-2869 (806 amino acids)
Molecular function (GO): ATP binding; nucleic acid binding
Source: RefSeq, a predicted model, not a curated record